ACCGAAUGGACGAUCUUUCACCAUGAAGGACGAUGUCGACGAGCGGACGACGUACCUGUGGAAUGCAGUGCAUGUGCUGGAGCGAAACCUCAAGGUGCUAGAGGAUCAGAUCCAUCAGACCGUCGCCUUCCGCGAGCAGAGAGAUGUGCUUGCGGCCAAGGUGGCCAAGGCCCUGGAAGAGUGCGCGGCCCAGGAGAACGUGCCGUCCCUGCAGCGCGCCUUCUCGACGUACGCCGAGGCGACGCAGACACUAAGCACAGACACGCGGGAGCUUCUGGUCGUUCGUCCUGAACAACAAGCGAUGGUGGAGCUUGCCCAGAUCCAGGACUGGGCCGUGGUGCCGAUGAAGCGCCUGCUGGAGGACCGCGACAAGUCCAUCAAGACCCUGAAGAAGGUUCAAAGGGACGUGGACGACAUGCUUCAGACCAACAAGGAGCGGGAAAAGCGGCAGCGCCUCGUGCAUGACCAACGGCGCCGCGUAGAGAACGUGAAUGCGCUGGUUGAUGUACAUAUGAAGCGCUUCGAGUUUUUCCGAGUCACCAAGCUCAAGGUAUCAUCAUCUAUCUACUACGUGCAUAUACCUGUCUCUAUCAACGCCCCCAUGACUACGAUGGGAGUAGAAAGUCAUGUCCGAGUUGGCGCGGGCCCAACUGCAUUACCACUGCAAAGGCAUCGAGUGCUUCUCCAGUCCUUGUCAAAUGGUGCCGCUGAUCGACCCGAUGACCGCGUCCGAGGACUUGGGCUCUCACUUGUACCAUUGCCAGCAACCCAAGCCAUAGUAACCAAGAAGCGAGACUAGUUAAUAACAGUUAGACCGAUAUCUUCGUGGCAACCAUAUUCAUAUAAAGUGACGUUAAACGUCAUAGUCGUGGAUGAUAGUAACGAUCUGGGCUAACAGUUAAUCUAAUGGAAGAUAGCUAUAACG
Aphanomyces astaci is the source of this 925-nucleotide messenger RNA. RefSeq lists its product as hypothetical. Gene Ontology annotation, cellular component: ciliary transition zone; ciliary basal body. The transcript has 2 exons. Bases 23 to 799 code for a protein of 258 amino acids. Gene Ontology annotation, biological process: cilium assembly. NCBI's taxonomy places the organism in Eukaryota, Oomycota, Saprolegniomycetes, Saprolegniales, Verrucalvaceae. The record is from RefSeq and is a predicted model, not a curated record.